GUAUUUGUGUCAGUGUUCAGUGUUGUGUGUGCGAAAAUUUCGAAUCAGCUGUGUUUUGAAUACUUUCUCAUUAUUUAUUUGGAUUUCAAUUUUUCAAAAUGCCGAAAGAUCAGUUCAGAGAAAUACAUGUUGCUAAGGAUAUAUCCGCCAUCAAGUUUUGUGUCGACAGUCCCUCAGAUAUGCAAAUGCAUGCUCGCCUCCAAAUUUUUCAAACAAAUAUGUACGAUCAAGGACCACGAACUCCAGUUCCCUAUGGAGUCUUAGAUAGAAGACUGGGGAGCUUAUCCAAUGCAGAACGAUGUGAAACCUGUGGUGAGACAUUAACAGAAUGUUCAGGUCAUUAUGGGUACAUUGAUUUGGAGCUUCCAGUUUUUCAUGUUGGUUAUUUCAAUCAUAUUCUGAAUAUACUAAGAUGUAUAUGUAAAAGUUGUGCUUGUGUCCUUCUCGACAGUAGUCUCAAAAAUAUUUUCCGAAAAAGGUUUGUAUUUUACAUUCAAAUAUGUCUGCUUUUUUAUUGAACAUACAAUUGCAUC
Messenger RNA from Coccinella septempunctata (seven-spotted ladybird), 533 nucleotides. Its product is annotated as DNA-directed RNA polymerase III subunit RPC1-like. The record is from RefSeq and is a predicted model, not a curated record. Gene Ontology annotation, molecular function: DNA binding; DNA-directed RNA polymerase activity. Gene Ontology annotation, biological process: DNA-templated transcription. Lineage: Eukaryota; Metazoa; Arthropoda; Insecta; Coleoptera; Coccinellidae. Bases 99 to 518 code for a protein of 139 amino acids. The transcript has 3 exons.